CUCUCUCUCUCUCUCAAACUCAGUAUCUACGUAAAAGCUCGUUUACAUAACCAAACCAAAAGAGAGAAAAGAUAAUUAAAAAAAAAAAAAGCUCAAAUUUAUCAAAAUCUCGUCUCUUCUCUUCUACGAAACCCGCAGAUGCAUCAUCAAACAGCUUCCACAUUUCUCACUCUCUGAACUCUCAACUCUCAACAAGGUCUGCCCCUCUCUCUCUCUAGAUUUUUUGUAUGCAUUGGUGGUGAAGAUCGUAAAUUCCUCGAAAUCCGAGGUCCAAUCUGUUAGGCUCUCCAAAAAAAUUUCCAAUAACCAAAAAUAAACUCACUCAGUCACUCUCUCUCUCUCUCCCAUUUUUUUCGUUCUCAUUUUUUGAUUCUUCAUUGACUCAAAAAUCACUAAAAGUCUUCACUCUUCGAUUCUCUUCACCACACUCGAUCUACACUGAUUGGAUCUAUAUUCUACUCAGCACAAUUCAGCUUCACCACCCAAUUUUACAGUGUUUUUCACAUUUUGGAAGCUGAUUUUUUGAUGCAUUGACUGGGUCUUCAUAGAUCUGGAGGGUUCUGAGUUUUGAUUUGAUUUGCUUUUCCUUUGGAUUGAACCGUAGAAGAAGAAGCUGGCGACGACACUGGCUUGGAGGUACGCUGCCAGCAAUGGCAGCGGCCUCGCUGCUAAUGACAUGGAAAGAAAUGGGGAUGCAAAAGUUCAAGAUUCAGAGCCUCCAACCCCACAUUCUGUUGUAAAAAUCGGUUUGAGAGACCGUAGUAGUAGCAUGGAGGAUCCAGAUGGGACGUUAGCAAGUGUUGCCCAAUGCAUUGAGCAGCUGCGUCAAAGUUCCUCAUCUAUACAGGAGAAAGAGUAUUCCUUGAGACAGUUGCUGGAACUUAUCGAUACACGUGAAAAUGCUUUCAGUGCCGUUGGAUCUCACUCUCAGGCUGUUCCAGUACUUGUUUCUCUUCUCCGAUCAGGUUCACUCGGAGUGAAGAUACAGGCUGCAACUGUUUUAGGCUCUCUAUGUAAGGAGAAUGAGCUACGGGUAAAAGUCUUGCUUGGAGGAUGCAUUCCGCCAUUGCUUGGCCUACUCAAGUCCAGCUCAGCAGAGGGUCAAGUUGCAUCUGCAAAGACUAUUUAUGCUGUUUCUCAAGGUGGUGCUAGGGAUCAUGUUGGAUCGAAAAUUUUUUCAACAGAAGGAGUUGUUCCAGUGCUCUGGGAGCAGCUAUCAAAUGGGCUCAAGACUGGAAAUGUAGUUGAUAGCUUAUUGACUGGAGCAUUAAAGAACCUUUCUAGCAGCACUGAAGGAUUCUGGACUGCAACAGUUCAAGCUGGAGGAGUGGAUAUACUUGUGAAGUUGCUGACAACAGGAAAGUCAAGCACCCAAGCAAAUGUGUGCUUUCUUCUUGCAUGUAUGAUGAUGGAGGAUGCAUCUGUUUGUACUAAAGUGUUGGCCGCAGAGGCUACAAAACAUCUCCUCAAGCUAUUAGGACCUGGUAAUGAAGCUCCUGUUAGAGCAGAAGCUGCAGGUGCUAUUAAAGCUCUUUCAGCCCAAUGCAAAGAAGCAAGGCGGGAGGUAGCUAAUUCCAAUGGUAUUCCUGCUCUUAUAAAUGCUACCAUUGCUCCUUCCAAAGAAUUCAUGCAGGGGGAGUAUGCCCAAGCGUUGCAGGAGCAUGCUAUGUGUGCUUUAGCAAACAUCUCUGGUGGUUUGUCAUAUGUCAUCUCAAGCCUUGGUCAAAGCCUUGAAUCAUGCACUUCACCUGCCCAAACUGCGGACACAUUAGGGGCUUUAGCUUCGGCUCUGAUGAUAUAUGAUAGUAAAGCAGAAUCUACGAGAGCAUCAGAUCCUCUGGUUAUUGAACAGACUCUGCUUAAGCAGUUCAAACCCAACUUACCUUUUCUUGUGCAGGAGCGUACGAUAGAAGCCCUAGCCAGUUUGUAUGGGAAUGCCAUACUCUCAAUUAAACUAGCAAAUUCUGAUGCAAAACGGUUGCUUGUUGGUUUGAUCACAAUGGCAACCAAUGAAGUGCAGGAUGAGCUUAUGAAAGCCCUUCUCACACUUUGCAACAAUGAAGGCAGUCUGUGGCGUGCACUUAAAGGCCGUGAGGGAGUCCAGCUGUUGAUAUCUCUUCUUGGGCUAUCAUCAGAACAACAGCAAGAAUGUGCAGUUGCAUUACUUUGCCUUCUAUCUAACGAAAAUGAUGAAAGUAAAUGGGCUAUCACUGCUGCUGGUGGCAUACCUCCACUUGUCCAAAUUCUAGAGACUGGGUCAGCAAAAGCCAAGGAAGAUUCAGCAGCAAUCCUUAGAAACCUAUGCAAUCAUAGUGAAGAUAUACGUGCUUGUGUUGAAAGUGCUGAUGCUGUUCCGGCAUUGUUAUGGCUACUGAAGAAUGGAAGCCCCAAUGGGAAGGAAAUUGCUGCAAAGACUUUGAAUCAUUUAAUCCACAAAUCUGAUACUGCAACUAUCAGCCAGCUCACUGCAUUAUUAACUAGUGAUCUACCUGAAUCUAAAUUUUAUGUUUUGGAUGCCUUAAGAAGCAUGCUUUCUGUGGUCCCCCUCAAUGAUAUAUUGCGCGAAGGUAGUGCUGCUAAUGAUGCAAUUGAGACAAUGAUAAAAAUCUUGGGCUCAACUAAGGAAGAGACUCAGGCUAAGUCUGCAUCGGCUCUAGCUGGAAUUUUUGAAACUAGGAAAGACCUGCGUGAAAGUAGCAUAGCUGUUAAAACUCUUUGGUCGGCCAUGAAACUGCUUAAUGUUGAAUCUGAAAACAUCCUGGUAGAGUCCUCACAUUGUCUUGCUGCAAUAUUUCUUUCAAUCAAAGAGAACCGGGAUGUUGCAGCUGUUGCUAGAGAUGCACUGUCUCCCUUAGUUGUGCUUGCUAACUCUACAGUUUUGGAAGUUGCUGAGCAAGCAACAUGUGCUCUGGCAAAUCUAAUUUUGGAUAUUGAGAUAUCAGAGAAUGCUGUUCCUGAAGAAAUUAUUUUGCCUGCUACUAGGGUUUUGCAUGAAGGAACAGUUUCUGGAAAGGCACAUGCAGCUGCAGCAAUUGCUCGUCUGCUCCAUUCUCGCCGAAUUGAUCAUGCCUUAACUGACUGUGUGAAUCGUGCUGGAACGGUUCUUGCAAUAGUUUCCUUUCUGGAAUCUGCUAUAGGAGAAUCAGUUGUCACAUCAGAGGCACUAGAUGCACUUGCUAUACUGUCCAGGUCAGAGGGAGCUAGCGGGCAUAUAAAACCUGCAUGGGCAGUUUUAGCUGAAUUCCCAAAAAGCAUUACCCCAAUAGUUUUAUCUAUUGCUGAUGCAACACCAUUGUUGCAGGAUAAAGCUAUUGAAAUAUUGUCGCGGCUUUGCCGAGAUCAGUCCAUUGUUUUAGGAGAAGCAGUUGCCUGUGCCUCUCGAUGUAUAUCAUCAACUGCUAGAAGGGUGAUCAGUUCUACAAACCCAAAGGUCCAAAUUGGAGGAGCUGCACUUCUUAUCUGUGCUGCAACAGUUAAUCACCAAAGAGUGGUGGAGGAUCUUAAUGAAUCACACCUCUGUUCCCAUCUUAUUCAGUCUCUUGUUGCAAUGCUUCGUUCUGGAGAGACUUCUUUGGGAAAUCAGGGUGACGAUGACAAGGAAUCCAUUAGCAUUUAUAGGUGUACUAAAGAAGAAGGCAGGAAUGGUGAAUCCGGUACAGGAACAGCAAUCAUAUCUGGUGAGAACUUAGCUAUAUGGCUACUUUCUGUUCUUGCCUGCCAUGAUGGAAAGAGUAAAAGUGUGAUUAUGGAGGCUGGAGCAAUUGAUGUCAUCACUGAUAGAAUCUCAGAUUGUUUCUUUCAGUAUACUCAGAAUGAUUUUAAGGAAGAUAGCAGCAUCUGGGUUUGUGCUCUACUUCUAGCAAUUUUAUUUCUAGAUCGAGAUAUCAUACGAGCACAUGCAACCAUGAAAUGUAUACCAGUACUUGCAAAUUUGUUGAAGUCAGAAGAGUCGGCAAACAGAUAUUUUGCUGCUCAAGCAAUGGCCAGUUUAGUGUGUAAUGGUAGCAGAGGGACUCUCCUGUCUGUUGCAAAUUCUGGGGCAGCAGGUGGGCUUAUUUCCUUACUUGGCUGUGCAGAUGCUGACAUAUCUGAUCUUCUGGAAAUGUCAGAGGAGUUUGAUUUGGUGCGAUAUCCGGAACAAGUUGCUCUUGAGAGAUUGUUCAGAGUUGAUGACAUAAGAGUUGGUGCUACUUCCCGGAAAGCAAUACCUGCCCUUGUUGAUUUGCUUAAACCAAUUCCAGAUCGUCCUGGAGCACCAUUUCUAGCACUUGGGAUCCUGACUCAGCUGGCAAAAGACUGUGCCCCAAAUAAGAUUGUCAUGGUAGAAUCAGGAGCUUUGGAAGCUCUGACCAAGUAUCUUUCGCUUGGGCCACAAGAUGCAACUGAGGAGGCUGCUACUGAUCUGUUAGGGAUCCUAUUCAGCAGUGCUGAAAUACGGAGACAUGAAGCUGCAUUUGGUGCUGUUAGUCAACUUGUAGCGGUUUUACGUUUAGGUGGAAGAGGUGCAAGGUACAGUGCUGCGAAAGCUUUGGAGAGCCUAUUUUCUGCUGACCAUAUUAGGAAUGCAGAAACUGCCCGACAAGCUGUUCAACCCUUGGUGGAGAUUCUCAAUACUGGUUUCGAGAGGGAGCAGCAUGCUGCUAUUGCCGCAUUGGUUAGAUUAUUGAGUGAAAACCCAUCAAGAGCCCUUGCUGUUGCAGAUGUUGAAAUGAAUGCAGUGGAUGUCCUUUGCAGGAUCCUUUCGUCCAAUUGCUCAAUGGAACUAAAAGGGGAUGCUGCUGAAUUGUGUGGUGUUCUUUUUGGAAAUACAAGAAUCAGGUCUACCAUGGCUGCAGCACGCUGUGUUGAGCCUCUGGUUUCUCUCCUUGUAACUGAGUUCAGUCCUGCUCAGAAUUCAGUUGUCCGUGCAUUGGAUAAACUUGUUGAUGAUGAGCAACUGGCAGAACUAGUUGCUGCACAUGGUGCAGUUAUUCCUCUUGUUGGCCUUCUCUUUGGUAAGAAUUACAUGCUUCAUGAGGCUAUUUCUAGAGCUCUUGUGAAGUUAGGGAAAGACAGGCCUGCUUGUAAGAUGGAAAUGGUAAAAGCUGGAGUAAUUGAGAGCAUACUUGAUAUCCUUCAUGAAGCACCAGAUUUUCUGUCUGCUGCCUUUGCUGAGCUGCUCCGAAUAUUGACUAAUAAUGCUAGCAUUGCAAAAGGACCAUCUGCUGCAAAAGUGGUUGAGCCCCUUUUCCUGUUGCUGACAAGGCCAGAAUUUGGGCCUGAUGGGCAGCACAGUGCACUACAGGUUCUUGUCAAUAUUUUAGAGCAUCCACAAUGUCGUGCUGACUAUAGGCUGACCUCUCACCGAGCAAUUGAACCACUUAUCCCUUUACUUGAUUCUCCGGCUUCAGCAGUGCAACAGUUGGCAGCUGAGCUUCUAUCCCAUCUACUCUUGGAGGAACAUCUUCAGAAGGAUUCAGUGACACAGCAAGUAAUUGGUCCCCUCAUACGAGUUCUUGGUUCUGGUAUACACAUAUUGCAGCAGAGAGCUGUAAAGGCUCUUGUAAGUCUGGCACUUACAUGGCCAAAUGAGAUUGCAAAAGAGGGUGGUGUCGCUGAAAUUUCUAAAGUGAUAUUGCAAGCUGAUCCUUCACUUCCUCAUGCUUUGUGGGAAUCUGCUGCUUCUGUUUUAUCAAGUAUUCUGCAAUUUAGUUCUGAAUUUUAUUUGGAAGUGCCUGUUGCUGUGUUGGUAAGGUUGCUUCGUUCUGGGUCAGAGGGCACAGUAAUUGGUGCAUUGAAUGCCCUUCUGGUGUUGGAAAGUGAUGAUGCAACCACAGCUGAAGCAAUGGCUGAAAGUGGUGCCAUAGAGGCUCUUUUGGAACUUCUAAGAUGCCAUCAGUGUGAAGAAAUUGCUGCUAGACUGUUGGAAGUAUUGUUGAACAAUGUGAAGAUCAGAGAAACAAAAGCUACUAAAUCUGCCAUCUUACCAUUGUCCCAGUACCUCUUGGAUCCACAAACCCAAGCUCAGCAAGCAAGGUUACUGGCAACUUUGGCCCUUGGUGAUCUAUUCCAGAAUGAGAGUCUUGCUCGAAGUACUGAUGCUGUUUCAGCUUGCCGUGCCCUUGUAAAUGUGCUUGAAGAACAACCUACAGAAGAAAUGAAAGUUGUAGCUAUAUGUGCAUUGCAAAACCUUGUGAUGUACAGUCGGUCAAACAGAAGAGCAGUUGCUGAGGCUGGUGGUGUACAGGUUGUACUGGAUCUUAUUGGUUCAAGCGAUCCAGAUACAUCUGUUCAGGCUGCAAUGUUUGUUAAACUUCUCUUCUCAAAUAAUACUAUUCAAGAGUAUGCUUCCAGUGAAACAGUCAGAGCUAUAACUGCUGCUAUUGAAAAAGAUUUAUGGGCCACUGGAACUGUGAAUGAGGAGUAUCUGAAAGCUCUAAAUUCUCUCUUCAGCAACUUCCCUCGUUUGAGAGCCACUGAGCCUGCAACACUUAGCAUUCCCCAUCUGGUUACAUCCCUCAAGACAGGCUCAGAGGCAACUCAAGAAGCUGCCCUGGAUGCACUUUUUCUUCUUAGGCAAGCUUGGUCAGCAUGCCCAGCUGAAGUUUCUAGAGCUCAAUCAAUAGCUGCUGCAGAUGCAAUCCCCUUACUGCAAUACCUUAUCCAGUCUGGCCCACCUCGGUUUCAGGAGAAGGCAGAAUUUCUGUUGCAGUGUUUGCCAGGGACAUUAGUGGUGAUAAUCAAACGUGGCAACAAUAUGAAGCAAUCAGUGGGAAAUCCAAGUGUUUUUUGUAAGCUUACACUUGGCAACACUCCACCUAGGCAAACCAAGGUGGUUUCAACUGGCCCAAAUCCAGAGUGGGAUGAGAGCUUUUCAUGGUCCUUUGAGAGCCCUCCAAAAGGCCAGAAGCUGCAUAUUUCUUGCAAGAACAAGAGCAAAAUGGGGAAGAGUUCAUUUGGAAAAGUAACGAUCCAGAUCGAUCGGGUCGUGAUGCUGGGAGCAGUUGCUGGUGAAUACACUCUGUUGCCAGAAAGCAAAAGUGGGCCAGCACGGAAUUUAGAAAUAGAAUUCCAAUGGUCUAACAAGUAAGACCCAUUACUGAAGUAAUUAGUAAUCUGCUGCAAGUUGAAUUUUUAGGAAAAAUAUGUUCAGAGGGUUUUUUUUUUUGGGUUAUUUAUCAUGUCGUGUAUAUAGUUUCCCUGAGAUUUUGAUUUUCAUCAACAGUCUUAAAGAAUAGUCAUUUGUCAAUGUAUUCUUUUGUAAACCUUAUCUUACAUUUCCUGGGAUGGACAUUACAGGCAGAAGGAUUAAGCUUUCCUCAUACUUUCUGUAUUGAGGUUUUUUUUUUUUUUUUGUUGUUGUUGUUGUCAACUCAGAGGGUAAUAAGAGGUUGGUUCUGGUUUUGGAUCUGUACAUCUUAUUGAUUGUAUUCCUUAAUUUUAUCAUUUGAUUGUAAAAUAAAUAGCGGAGACAUGUUGUAAUGUUGUAUGUCUUGUAAACAUAUCAUAUUUUGAAAUGUCUUGUAAACAUCUUUUUACUUCAUUGA
Molecule: messenger RNA, 7526 nt
Organism: Quercus lobata
Lineage: Eukaryota; Viridiplantae; Streptophyta; Magnoliopsida; Fagales; Fagaceae
Gene: CSI1
Product: binding protein
Exons: 8
Coding region: 677-7069 (2130 amino acids)
Biological process (GO): regulation of cellulose biosynthetic process; anisotropic cell growth
Cellular component (GO): cellulose synthase complex
Molecular function (GO): microtubule binding
Source: RefSeq, a predicted model, not a curated record